Messenger RNA from Candidula unifasciata, 921 nucleotides. The record is from the annotation of a GenBank genome assembly. Lineage: Eukaryota; Metazoa; Mollusca; Gastropoda; Stylommatophora; Geomitridae.
AUGCCUGAAAUUGCUUUGGGAGAAAAGUUUGCAUCAUUUGACGUCUUGAAAGAUGCUAUUGAUCGCUAUCAGAAAGUCAACAAUGUGCAGCUGAUUGUCAAAGACUCCAAGUUGUUGGGCAGAAUUGCUAAGACCAUGCCCAAACUUUUGGAUGUUGUCAACAAAGAUAUCCUCUACUAUCGCCUGGCAUAUGCUUGUGAAUUUCAUGGGGAAUAUCGAUCCAAGGGCAAGGUGAAACCAAACCACGUAUCCAAGCGCCGUGGUUGCCCCAUGCGUAUCUUGUUGAGGUUGGCUGAAGAUCUUCACCACCUGGUGGUGUACGAGCUGUUUGAACAACACAACCAUGAGCUGGAGCCACGAGACCAGACAAGCACCCCGAAACAGCAGAUGUUUCGUAUGUCACGGCUCAACUCAUCCCGCUAUACAAUCACCAAGCUGGAGGAAGGCGAGGGUGGUCAAUUAGUAGAUAUUGAAACAAAUUUUGGGAAUGAAAUCUUUGACGAUGAAGAGGGAAAUGAAAGUGGCCUUACUACAUCCAAGACAUCUCAGUCUGUAAAUACACCCAUUGCCCGUUUGAUUGGCAAUGCAAGCAAGCGUAUCCUGACUGUCGGUGACCUGAAGAAUGACAAUAUUGAGCAAGAUUUGAAAAGAAGAAAGUUGUUGCUGCAGAACAGAAAGUUGGAGCUGGAAAAUAAAAAGUUGGAGCUGGAAACAAAGAAACUGGAGUUGGAGUUGAAGUUGUUGGAGAAAAGAAACGAAGAUGAUGAUCAAGGACUUGCAGGAAAUACAUAUUAUGUGUCUCAUGUGAUCGAUGACUCCAAGGACGGCAUAUCUGAUGCUACAGCUUUCUCAUCUUCUGCAGCGGAGGUCAUCAAGUCUCUCACAGGCAGAGGUCACCCCUUUCAGAUCAUUGCACAGUAA